AUGUCAGAAUCAAUCAAUGGGUCAUCGUCAAAACCACCAUUGGAACGGAAUCGUCCAAUUCAUGGACGUCAACGUGCUAGAAAGGCUUGUAUUCCUUGUCGACAACGAAAGAGAAAGUGCGAUGUAGAGUUUCCCUGUUCAAUGUGUAGCAGAUAUGGAUACAAUUGUCGAUACACAGAUGUGCGUACUCCUACAAUUCCCAAUCUUCCUCCCGUUCGGACCAUUCUUCCAGGUCUCGCCGAGAUGCAGCAUGAAUUUGCACCGUCAACUACAAAUCCUACAGAUGGACGUCGAAGUAUAGCGAAUACUCAGCCAUCAUCCAUAUCGUCUCAGAAUGUUGUCGAGCAGGGUAUUCUUGAUCCCCUGAAAUCACGAUACAUGAGUCAACAUUCUGCGGUUGCUUUUCCCAGAAGUCUUGGCGUGGAAUUUCAAUCUGCAAAUCCUCCACCUCUCCAUUCUUUUGCGUGGAAUUGUGGAAUCAGAGCUGAGGAAGCUGCAUCUGCUCAAACCAAUCUGACACAUUUGGUUUCGUUUGAUGAAUUUAAGCGCUACUCGGAUAUAUACAUGGCAACGGUUCAUCCACCAUUUGGAUUCCUAGAUUGGCCAUAUUUCACGAAACGGUGUAAUGAUUAUUGGUCUAAUCAAGGAAAGGAUUUGACAUUUGGUGCUGUUGUUGGGGGAGUUGUAGCUUUGGGAUCAUUUUUUGCUUUUCGAUUAGGUCAUCCUCGAGAAUUGGAUAUUGUUCAACAUGUGAAAACGGUUCUUGAAGAUCCUACAUUUAGCCGCCAUCCUUCAAUUGACCAAAUAAAUGCAUGGAUCUUGCGGACUCUAUAUCUUCGUUCAACGACUAGACCUCAUGUAGCAUGGCUUGCUAGCUGUAUCACGAUACAUUUGGCUGAAGCUACGGGCUUGCAUCAAGAAGUCCAUUCGGUACUCUUAGCUACGGAAGGAGAUACACAAGCAAAGGGGAUGGAUGAAGCAGAGAUUGAACGAGCAAGGAAAACCUUUUGGAUGGCUUGGUCUGUUCACACAAUCAUAUCAUAUGAAUAUGGAAGAUCUGCAGUAAUUCUCAACAGCAUAACUUGCAAGCCUAUCAAGGAAACCAUAGGUGAUAGUACUGCUAUCCACAUAAAAAUUGCCCAAUUAAUUCCCCGCGACAACAUGAUCACCAGUUCAGAAACACAUAAAGAAGAACUAAUGAGCGCGUUAAAAGAAUUGUCUCAAAUUCAAGUCGAGCAUCCUUUUCUCUCACUCUCCAAAGGCGACGUAUGCUUUUGUUUCUACCGAAGAUUACGAAUCAUGAAACACGUCCUAGAAAAAGAAACCAUCCAAUCCAUCAUCGAAAUCGGCAACAAAGCCGCCGAAGCCGCCGACACAUUUGCACGUAACGGACAUCCAUGGUGGAACAUCCUCUCCACCACAUUCCAAUACUUCUGCGUACUCCUCGCAAUCGACACCUCGGAAAGUCUCUCCAACGUCUCCUGGGUUCUGAAUAUCCUUGAAAAUAUCGUUAGGAUUAUGGAUACGCAUUUAGCGGUUGAAGCAUUCGAUACGGCGAAAGUAUUGUUGAGAGAUAGUAUGGCGAAGAAGAGGAGGGAUUUGGGUUUUUUGGAAAAUGCCGAUGGGCAGCAUGGUCCGGAGUUGGAGGGUUUGGUCGAUAUUAAUUGGGAUGCUCUGCUGGAUCCGACGUUUCCUGAUGCUUUGAUGAGUGAGGAGUUUUCGAUUUAUCAUUCUUAG
Messenger RNA from Sclerotinia sclerotiorum 1980 UF-70, 1737 nucleotides. RefSeq lists its product as hypothetical. NCBI's taxonomy places the organism in Eukaryota, Fungi, Ascomycota, Leotiomycetes, Helotiales, Sclerotiniaceae. The transcript has a single exon. The coding region runs from base 1 to 1737 and encodes 578 amino acids. The record is from RefSeq and is a predicted model, not a curated record. Gene Ontology annotation, biological process: response to xenobiotic stimulus; DNA-templated transcription; regulation of DNA-templated transcription. Gene Ontology annotation, molecular function: zinc ion binding; DNA-binding transcription factor activity, RNA polymerase II-specific; DNA binding.